This is a messenger RNA of Melospiza melodia melodia, 351 nucleotides long. RefSeq names its product serine/threonine-protein kinase PAK 3-like. Bases 1 to 351 code for a protein of 116 amino acids. The transcript has 4 exons. NCBI's taxonomy places the organism in Eukaryota, Metazoa, Chordata, Aves, Passeriformes, Passerellidae. Gene Ontology annotation, molecular function: protein serine/threonine kinase activity; ATP binding. Gene Ontology annotation, cellular component: cytoplasm. Gene Ontology annotation, biological process: regulation of actin cytoskeleton organization; regulation of MAPK cascade; regulation of axonogenesis. The record is from RefSeq and is a predicted model, not a curated record.
AUGCUCCACCACUCGUGUCUGCAGAGCCUGGAUUUCCUCCAUUCCAAGCGGGUGAUCCACAGGGAUCUGAAGAGCUCCAACAUCCUCCUGGGCACGGACGGCUCUGUCAGGCUGGCUGAUUUUGGCCUCUGCGCUCAGCUCAGCCCUGAGCAGGACCAGCGCAGCUCCAUGGUGGGCACUGCUCACUGGAUGGCCCCAGAAGUUGUGACCAGAUCUCCUUAUGGCCCCAAGGUGGACAUCUGGGCCUUUGGCACUGUGACCAUCGAGAUGGUGGAAGGAGAACCUCCUUACUUCAGGGAAACGGCGCGAAACUGUCUAAAACCUGAAGAUGAUUGUUUAACAUCCUCAUAG